Ctenocephalides felis (cat flea) is the source of this 1588-nucleotide messenger RNA. Its product is annotated as phosphofurin acidic cluster sorting protein 1-like. The transcript has 7 exons. The record is from RefSeq and is a predicted model, not a curated record. Lineage: Eukaryota; Metazoa; Arthropoda; Insecta; Siphonaptera; Pulicidae. Gene Ontology annotation, biological process: protein localization to plasma membrane. The coding region runs from base 150 to 1436 and encodes 428 amino acids.
UCAGAUAUAACAGUACAGUGCAAUCACAAUCAUUAUUUUUGUAGUGCAGUUUAAAGUUUGAAUUGAAAGUUUCAUUGAAAUUUCAAAGCGCAGUAUGGAUCAAAGUGCUGAUCUCAAUAAAAGUUGUAAAAACGAUGUAGAUUGAUCGAAUGAAGUGUUCAUUUAUUGAAUAUAAAAUGUCAAACACCGCAAUGAAACCUGUUCCUAUGAAACUUUUUGCAGCCUGGGAAGUGGAUAGGACCCCUUCUAAUUGUAUUCCCAGGUUGUGCUCUUUGACUGUUACAAGACUCACACUUCUAACUCCACUUCCCGCUGAUGUAACAAGCGUGUCUUUGGCUGUAAAAAUGCAAAGUUCAAAACGCAUUUUGCGAUCACAUGAGAUAUCCUUAGGUGCUGUAGCUUUACAGCCAGCACAAUCGUACAAUCCAUCACAACAAAGCUCUGGUGUUUCAAUCAAUGUUCAAAAUUCAAUAAUGGCAAAUCAACAAUGUAGUGUAAAUGCAACUGGAGGUAAUCAAAAUUACCAGCAACAAUUGUUGUCAACACUUCAACCUUCUUUGCAAUCUUCAAAUUUAGCUGGACAAUCUACUUUAUUAGAAGCAGAACUUGAUUUACAUUUUAGUUUGCAGUAUCCUCAUUUCAUAAAACGAGAUGGAAACAGAUUACAGAUUCUUCUUCAACGGCGUAAAAAAUACAAGUCACGUACUAUUCUGGGGUACAAAACAUUGUGUGAAGGCUCAGUACGUAUGGAUCAGGUUUUACAACGAUCUCGCGAUAUGCAGAUUGAUUUAGGAGGUGAUGGAAAAAGUGCCCGAAAAUGUGGACCACUCGCACGGCUUACUGCAUACCAGGUAUCAUCAAUACCAGUGGAUCACGACAAACAAAACAGUUGUGCUAUGUCAGCUGAUCGAGGAGUGGCUGAAUACUCAGAUGAUGAUGAGGAAGCUGAAUUCAGUUCGGCAGAAGAUAAUGAUGAGCAGCUAUAUGAUGCUAAUGUCAGUCGUACUAGUGUUAGCCAAACUCGUAAAGGUUUGGCUUACAGAAAAUUACAACAUGGUGCGCACACUGGUGAUGAUGCAGCUAUGGGAGCGCAUGCUGUUGAUAGUGAUAGCGAGUUUGAGCACUCAAGAAAGGGUGCAAAGUUGCCAAGUAGCCGGCAACGUAACCUCAAACAAAAAUUUGUGGCACUGUUACGACGUUUUCGUGUACCAGAGGAACUAGAGGCUGGUGUAGCAGGGAGAGAAGAGGGAGCUCUAGAGGGUGCACAUGAAAUUGAUGCAUUAUUUCAAGAGUUAGAAUCCUUGUCUUGCGGAGAAGCCGAUGACUCUGCUCCUGAAUUGGAUACAAUGUCAAUUGGUUCAACACCAAAACCUUCUCUCAGGCCAUUCUUUUCCAGCUCUCGAAGUUUGCUUUACGAUGCAACCAAUCUUGGAUAGUUCAAUAUGUUUCAACUGAAAUAGUUUUUAUUGCAUUUGCAUGCAACAAUUGAAUUAUUUUAUAAUGGAAGUGUUCAUACUGACUUCAAAUAUGAGGCCAUUGGACUUGUAUAAAUGAGGUAUAAAAUUCGAGCAGAGAGAUCCUAAAUAAA